Lactuca virosa is the source of this 390-nucleotide messenger RNA. The record is from the annotation of a GenBank genome assembly. NCBI's taxonomy places the organism in Eukaryota, Viridiplantae, Streptophyta, Magnoliopsida, Asterales, Asteraceae.
AUGUCAUUUGCUACCGACGGUGGCAGGGAACCUGAACCUUCUACCUCCGCCCCUGCUUCCGCCUCCACCUUUACCUCCAUCUCCACCUCCGUUGAAUGGAAACGUGCAGUGGAUAAAAGUCUUGAUGAGGAGCAAUGGGGUUUAGUGGGAUGGGCUCAAGAGUAUAUCAAAGAGGGAAAGUUGAAGCAUAUAGUUGAUUCUGAUAUAAAGGAUCAAAUAUCCACAAAAUGUUUGAAGGAGUUUGUUCGAAUUACAGAGAGAUGUUUGGUCUGUAAUCCAAAGCAGCGACUUAUGAUGACUGAGGUUGUGUUCAGUCUUGAUUUUGUUCUCACCUUACAAGAGAAAACCAAUAGUUCUUUACAGGCUGGCAGGCAAAACAAUAUUCAGUAG